Molecule: messenger RNA, 1911 nt
Organism: Emericellopsis atlantica
Lineage: Eukaryota; Fungi; Ascomycota; Sordariomycetes; Hypocreales; Bionectriaceae
Exons: 3
Coding region: 1-1911 (636 amino acids)
Biological process (GO): regulation of DNA-templated transcription
Molecular function (GO): DNA-binding transcription factor activity, RNA polymerase II-specific; zinc ion binding
Source: RefSeq, a predicted model, not a curated record
AUGGUGUACUGCGGCAAACCCUCCAAGGGCUGCUCGUCCUGUCGCGAGCGCAAAGUUCGCUGCGACCAAAAGGAGCCAACAUGCGGCCAGUGCGAGCGUCGCCAGCAGACGUGCCCUGGCUAUCGCAACAUUGUCGACCUCAUGUUCCGCGAUGAGAGCAACCAUGUCAUCAAAAAGGCCACUCGGACCAACCGUCGCGGCGGCAUCAAGAAGAUGGAGGCAGCAGCAGCAACAGCAGCGCCCAAGCCGUCGGCGUCAUCAAUACGAGCCUUCUCAUCAUCAUCGUCCGUCACGACACACAAUGCCACGUCCUUCCUCGCCAUGCUCACCCCGUCCUCCGGCCCGCCCAGCUCCUCCGCCGGCGCCGACUCGUCAGACGACUCGGAGGCGACCAUCGACAUACCCGCCUCGGCCCUCACCCGCCUCGCCCCCGGCUACCCCCUCAACAAGUCGCUCCAGGAGCGCGGGACGGCCUUCUUCUUCUCGCGCUACGUCGCCGUCGACUUUGGCUGCUACCAGAACUACGACUUUGUGUACGACGUCUGGAAGCCCCCCAACUCGGACCUGCACCGGGUCGACUGCGUCACCGCCAGCAUGGCCGCCGUCGGCCUCGCCGGCCUCUCCAAGGUCACCCGCUGCGGCAACACCAUGAUCAAGGCCCGCCAGAGCUACGGCACCGCCCUGCAGCUGACCAACAACGCCCUGCGCGACCCAGAGACCGCCGUCAAGGACAGCACCAUGCUCUCCGUCCUCAUCCUCGGCACCUUUGAGUUCAUCACCGGCCGCACGCCCCAGACCAUGCGCGCCUGGCAGGACCACGUCAACGGCGCCGCCGCCCUCACCCGCGCCCGCGGCACGCUGCCCUUCACCACCAAGGCCGGCCUCCGCAUGUUCCUCAUGCUCUGCCACUCGGUCCUCAUCAGCUGCAUCCAGGGCGGGCUCCCCAUGCCCGCCGCCAUGCUCGACCUGCGCCGGGAGCUGGGCCAGUACACCAACACGCGCGACCCGACCUGGCGCAUCGUCGAGCCCAUCUGCCGCGCCCUGCAGAUCCGCUACGACAUCAAGAACGGCACCCUCGCCAACACGGACGAGAUUGUCGCCCGCCUCGGCGACGUCGAGGCCGAGUUCCAGGACAUUGUCCGCGAGAUGCCCCGGUCCUGGCGCUACCGCUGCGCCCAGGUCAACCGCCCCAACUCGGCCAUCCUCGGCAGCUGGUGCCACAUCUACCCGGGCUUUGCCCAGGCCACCACCUGGAACGGCAUGCGCACCAUGCGCAUCCUCGUCCAGGAGACCAUCCUCGAGCAGCUCUGCUCCAGCAUGGCCCGCACCUCCGUGCCCCCCAUGCGCCACCAGGUCAUGCUCGUCAAGGCCAUGCGCAUGCUCGAGCUGCUCGGCGAGGCCGUCAUCGCCAGCACGCCCCAGCACUUUGGCAUCGUCAGCGCCCGCGACGCCAAGCCCGACGUCGACGGCCAGGGCAAGGGCACGCUCGAGUUUGUGUCGGCCACCCGGCCGCCGCACCCCAUCGCCUCGGCGUGUCCCAUCCCCUCGCCCCGUCGUCCCGCGCGGAACCGGACGCCCGAGUCGCCCGUCACCUCGCCGCGCGCCACCCUCCUGGACCCGACGCAGUCCGACGACGGCCGCGGGGAUCCCGAGCGCUUCAUGACCCUCGCCUCGGCGAGCAAUACCAUCGUCUGGCCCCUCUACACCCUCGGCAUGUCCAGCUCGUGCACCCGCGAGACGAGGCAGUACAUUAUCGACAGACUCCACGCCAUCUGGACAGAGACCGGCCUCGACCAGGCUCGCAUGGUCAAGCAGUUGCUGCUCGACAAGGUUGAGACCGUGCCCUGGGAGGGCAUCCCCAUGCUAAGCCUGCCCGAGAUCUCGGAUGAGUGUCUGCCGCUCACCGUGUGA